ACCAACAGCAGAAACAUGGUUAAACAUAUGUUUGCUUAUCUCCUUCUAUGGUCACUAAGCCACGAGCUUUAUGGAGCAGGAAAAAUGGAUGAUGGUCUAAAGCCAAAAUCUUGGAGUAACCAGAACCUCGCUUCGGUUCCUUUGGAUUUGAAUGUACAUCUGAGAAACCUCGAUCUAUCCAACAAUUUAAUCAGACGGUUGCACAAACUUGAUUUGCCAUACUUGGAGCAGCUGGACUUGAGCAGCAACCAGCUGGAGCUCAUCUCUGAUGGAGCUUUAGUAGACCUGACUCAUCUUAAGGAGUUGAAUUUGUCCAUGAACUCACUGAACAACAACUAUGACAGAAACAGCAAAGCACUACAAUCCAUUGGUGGCCUGAAGAGUUUGGACAUAUCACUUAACAGUUUGGGCUAUGAAGCUGUGAAACUGUAUCUACAAAACAAAUCUUCACUUGAGCUACUUAAGAUGAGUGGCAAUUCUUUAACAUGGCUCACACACGACUUGUUCAAAGAGAGUGAGGGUAUAAUGAACCUUAGUAUUGAUGACAAUAUAAUAUCAGCGAUUGAUCCAGGAACAUUUGAACCGCUGAAAAACCUAGAAAAUCUUAACCUAGCCAAAAAUAACCUCCCUCACAUAUGUGAUUUCAAACUACAGCAAGUUAAAUAUUUAAAUAUAAGUAGAAAUUCUAUUGAGUUCUUUGUUACUACAGAGGAUAAUCACAUGUACAGUCUUGAAAUACUUGACCUUAGUCAUAACAGACUACUAUAUUUCCCAAUUCUUCCCACCUUCAACCAAUUGAAAUACCUUUAUUUACAUCACAAUAUAAUGGGGACCUUAAUGUCCGAAGCAUCAAUGGUAUCAGACGCCAAUUCCCUUUAUAAUGAAGUUGUCAGAAAGGGUGCUGUUGGAAUUAUAAAAAAUUAUCUUCACUCAAACUGGAGACUCAUGCCAAUAAUCUUUAUUGACCUCAGCUAUAACUACUUCACAUCUUUCCCAAUGGAAACAUUAAGCCUUCUCCCAUCUUUGGAAGGGCUCAAUUUCAGUUUUAACUGCGUGCAAAAUCUCACAUGGAAUGUCCGGCACGACAGUGCAUUUGAAUACUAUAGGCAGCUUUAUUUUCCCUCCUUAAAGUACCUCAACAUGCAAAGCAAUGGACUAGUAUCUGUUUCGCCACUCUUUCUCCAGGCCCUCACACAAGUUGAGACAAUAAAUCUCCAAGACAACUCACUGCAGCCUUGUGCUCCCGUGGGCCAAGUGCACAGCUCCUCAUCACCACAGCAACUAAACGUGAACUCAUCCUGUGUUGCCUUUGGAAAUGUGAGAACGCUCAAACAUCUGAACCUUGAAGACAACAACAUAAAGAUUCUUUAUGUGAAAGCAUUCCAGAAAAGCUCUUUACUGUCCCUAAACCUGGCAAGGAAUUCGCACAUGGUCAUGCAAAUUGGUUCACUGGAUGACAUUAAGGAAACUCUUCAGUCAUUGACUAUUAGUGAACUGAACAUCACCAAUAAUGAUCUGUUCUUGCCUUGCAUGCCAAUGUUAAUGCAUCUGAAUAUGUCCAACAAUAAUCUAAAUGUUUUACCGCAAAGUUUGAAUUGCUCUCCUCUGAGGGAACUCAGCAUAAAGAAUAACGCUUUUGUGUCUUUAAACUACUCAUUGAUUCAGGCGUUAUCAGCAAACCUUCAAGUUAUAUACAUUAGUCAAAACUACUUUACUUGUUGUGAUAGUCAGUGGCUGGACAUCCUCAAUAACUCAAGGAUUAAAAUGCCGGACAUCAGCCACACCAAAUGCGUUCUCGGUGGCAGAACAGUACUAAUUGAAGAGUAUUUGAAAAAUCCUUCAUUGCUUUGUACAAGUAGAAUCAAAGGGAUUCAAUUGGGACAAACAAUUAUAGUUGUUUUGUUUGUAGGUGUACUGAUAACAGUGCUGAUUAUGUUCACCUGGAAAGUGUGCACCUAAAAAAUACUUCCAACCAUUGCACACUGAAUAACUCGAAGCAGCUAUACAUUAUUUUUAUUUUUAUUUUUUUUUCCAGAUUUAAAUAUCCGUUUAGUAAAUGUUUAUGACUGCAUGACGUCAGAAACUCAAGUCCAAUUGGACUUUUUGUAUUUUCAAAUUAUGUCUCUCAUAGUUAAAUUGUACCUAUCAAGACAAUUACAGAUCUCUGCCAUCAUUUUAAGUGGGAGAACUUGCACAAUCUGAUGCUGUCUAAGUACUUUUUUUUUUUUUGCCCCAGUGUAAUUAGUACCGACAUUUCCAACACUAAAAACACUGUUGUUAAGGAGAAUAUCUUAUGUUAUCGAUUGAUGAAAUCUACCACCUAGCCAUCCAAGUUUUUUGUUUUCCCUGAACGCAUCUGUUUUUACAAGCAUUGUACACAAAUUGCCCCCUGCAGGCCAUUAGUAAGAAUGCUAGACACAUUUGGACAGUAAUGACUUCAUUUUUGUCUGUUACUAAAAACACAUCUUCCAGAAAAUACACACGUUAUGACUACUGUUGAUGAAAUCAGAAGUGUUCCUUUUGUGUCAAAUCAAUGUGAAAUUGUAAUUUCUUUGCAUUAUAAAACUUACCAGUAAACAUGUAUUCUGGAGCACAUUGAGGUCAAUCGCUCAAGUAUUCAAAAAAGGUAAUAAAUGAUAAAGGGAAUUUACUUUUACUUCAAUAGUCUAACCGCAAAUGCAUGCAUGAUCCAUUCGGUGAGAGAUGGGAAAAGUAUGGUCACUUGUUGCAAAUCAGUAAACCAUUUUAUGUUUUUUUAGAGAUUGUUUCACCAUCUCAGUCAGGAAACACAAUAAAACAGUGGUCAGCUAUUAUGCCCUUGUUUUUGGAGACAUGUGCAUCUCAUGAUCAGUGAUACUGAAACCCAUUACGCAUGAUUCCAGUAUUGUAGUCAAAAAGUACCACAAUGGUCUUGAGCAUUCACAACAGCCUCAACCAAACUGUGGAUCCUUAUCAGAUAGCAUCUUGCAAGUGUGUGGAUUCUUAUUAGAUAGCAUCUUGCAGGUCUGUACGCGAAAGAGAUUAUACUGGAUGUAGGUGUAAGAUAAGAAUUACAUUGUUUUCUCCUUCUGUCGUGGGGAAUAACAGAGGCUGAAACUAAAAUAUAACUGUAUAUUUCGCGAGCGGCAAAUUUGCAAAGACUAACAUAUGUAGCUUAAUGCUCUGAAUAGAAUCUUGAACACAGUCAGCUAUUGUAUUUAGUGUUUCCUUAUUUAUGGUAAAUUCAGGUGUAUGUUGCUGAACUACUUCUCUUACUUGUACACCAGUCACAUUCUUUAAUUGCUCCUUAUUAUACAUAGUACAUUGUAUUCCUAUCCAGAUAAUUUUUUAAUAUUUCUCCAUUUGUCAUAUUUUCUUGCUAUACAGUAUGUGUAACAAUGAAAAAAUGACAAUUUAAUAUGUGGACAUAUUUAAAACAAUCAGCCGAUUUUAUUGUCUGCCAUAAUCCAAUUUAGUCCAAGGGCUUUCAAUUGAUUUAAUACAAAAUUAUCAACACAUUUAACACUACUGCUGUCAAUGUCACUGACCCAUAAGAAUUCACUGUUAUUCCUCCCAGUUUAAAUGAAUUGGGCAUCCAUCGUUGUGCAAGCAUGACCCAGUUUAGGAAGUGGUACAAGCACAUGGUUUUCACAGGGUAUAGUGAAGAAGAAGGGGUUCAAUUAUAGGGGGUUUUCACAUAUCUGUUAUUGGCUAAGUCCAGUUUAUUUUUGUUUAUCUUGCAUCUUAUGCAUAUGGUUAUUUAGUUUAUUUCUUUGUGAAUAUGAGGACUAGUUCCAUAGGGUGGACAGAUAUAAUUAAGGAAUAGAAAUGGGGGUAGGUUUUAAUAAGCAAAUGCUUCAUCCUACUCCUUUUUGGACACAAUGAAUAAAUUCUGACCUUGUUUAGUAUUAUCAUUAUUAUUAUUAUUGUCUUAACUAUUGUUGCUGUUAUCUUGAGAAUAUAAUUGGUUCUGUCUAAUUUUUUGUUUUUCGUUUUUUUUUUUUUUUGUCUAUUAUUUUUAUUUUCUCAUGUCCAAAUAAAGCAUUCAUUCAUUCAUUCAUUCAUUCAAUGGCAGACAAUGAGUUGAUAGUAAAGAGCUUAGUUUUUAACACUUUAUUAAUUUAUAGAAUAUUUUUUUCUGAUUAAUAAUUAAAAUACAGUACAUUAUGUUUGAGGACUGGCAUCACAAAUAUGUGGAGAUUACCAUAAGCCAGGGGUGGGCAAACCAGUCCUCGAGGGCCGCAGUGGGUCCUGGUCUUUGUUCCAACUGAUUCAGCACAGACAGUUUAACCAAUGAGGUUUCAGUGGAAACAAGAAGCACCUGACGGCAAUCAACUGAUUGCACUUGUAAGAAACCAGAUUGGUGAAAGGCUGUCCUCAUGAUGGGUAUGAACAAAAACCUGCACCCACUGCGGCCCUUUGUGGAAUAGUUUGCCCACCCCUGCCAUAAGCGGAGUUUAA
Corythoichthys intestinalis (scribbled pipefish) is the source of this 4440-nucleotide messenger RNA. Its product is annotated as transforming growth factor beta activator LRRC33-like. The transcript is spliced from 2 exons. Bases 16 to 1959 code for a protein of 647 amino acids. Lineage: Eukaryota; Metazoa; Chordata; Actinopteri; Syngnathiformes; Syngnathidae. Gene Ontology annotation, molecular function: protein binding. The record is from RefSeq and is a predicted model, not a curated record.